CGGCCCCGCGCCCCUCACAGCGCCCAGCGCCGCCAGCGCCGCCGCGGGGCUCGGCCCUGAGCCACGCCGGAUUGAAUUUCUCUCUGGCUGAGGUUCCUUGAGUUCCAGCAUGGAGAUGAGUCGGGAGAAGCUGUGUGCCAGCAAGGCUGAUGGGAGCUCAGACUCUGCCUACCACUGCUCGGCGUGCCACGACGAUGAGGAGUGGGGCAGCACGAGCCGGGGCAGAGCCAAGUCACGCAGUUUGUCGGCUUCACCAGCCCUUGGAAGCACCAAAGAAUUCAGGAGAACACGCUCCCUGCAUGGACCAUGCCCAGUGACCACGUUUGGACCAAAGGCCUGCAUGCUGCAGAAUCCUAAAACCAUUAUGCACAUUCAGGAUCCAGCAAGCCAGCGGUUGACAUGGAACAAACCUCCCAAGAGUGUCCUUGUGAUUAAGAAGAUCCGUGAUGCCAGUCUGCUGCAGCCCUUCAAAGAGCUCUGUGUGUACCUCACUGAGGAGAACAAUAUGAUUGUGUAUGUAGAAAAAAAAGUAUUGGAAGACCCUGCUAUAGCUAAUGAUGAGAAUUUUGGACCAGUGAAGAAGAAAUUUUGCACCUUCAGAGAAGAUUAUGAUGAUAUCUCCAAUCAGAUAGAUUUUAUCAUAUGCCUGGGAGGAGAUGGGACCUUACUUUAUGCUUCUUCACUUUUCCAGGGUAGUGUACCUCCAGUUAUGGCUUUUCAUCUGGGAUCCCUUGGAUUUCUUACUCCAUUUAAUUUUGAGAAUUUUCAGUCCCAAGUCACUCAGGUUAUAGAAGGAAAUGCAGCUCUGGUUCUCAGGAGCAGGCUCAAGGUGAAGGUGGUGAAGGAGCACAGGGAGAAAAGCCCAGUGCAGAAUGGCAUAGAGGAAAAUGGAGUUGUGUCUGCAAACCUGGAGAAAGAAGUGGGCAAGCAAAUUAUGCAAUAUCAGGUCCUCAAUGAGGUCGUGGUGGAUCGUGGCCCCUCCUCCUACCUGUCCAACGUGGAUGUGUUCCUGGAUGGGCACCUGAUCACCACAGUGCAGGGAGAUGGGGUGAUUGUCUCCACGCCCACCGGCAGCACCGCGUACGCCGCCGCGGCCGGCGCCUCCAUGAUCCACCCCAACGUCCCUGCCAUCAUGAUCACCCCCAUCUGCCCCCACUCCCUGUCCUUCAGACCCAUCGUGGUUCCUGCUGGAGUGGAACUCAAGAUUAUGCUCUCCCCAGAUGCCAGGAACACAGCCUGGGUUUCCUUUGAUGGAAGGAAGAGGCAGGAGAUAUGCCAUGGAGACAGUAUCAGCAUCACUACCUCGUGCUACCCCCUGCCCUCCAUCUGCUUCCGGGACCCCGUGAGCGACUGGUUCGAGAGCUUGGCCGAGUGCCUGCACUGGAACGUGCGCAAGAAGCAGAACAACUUCGCGGUGGAGGAGGAGGAGUUCUGAGAGUCCCCGGUGGAGGAGGAGGAGUUCUGAGAGUCCCCGGUGGAGGAGGAGGAGUUCUGAGAGUCCCCGGUGGAGGAGGAGGAGUUCUGAGAGUCCCCUGUGGAAUUCUGAGAGUCCCCCCCGGGUGGGCUCUGCCCGUGCCCGGAUCCCUCCCCUGCCCUCGGAGCUGCCUCGUGCCUGUGUUUGUGUCCCUCACACGGGAAGGGUUCUGCUCCUUCCUCUCCACCUCCAGUGGGGGGUGGAAGGCUCUGAUGGUUCUAAUCCAGUGGGAAUUUCCUUCCAAAUGAGCAGUGGAUGAUUCCUGAUUGCUGUCAAAAACCACACCUGCAGAUGUGAUUGUAAUCUCUGACUUACCAGUUCCAUGGUAGGCUGAAUGUAGCUACACCAGGGAAAAGUGGCAGCAGAAAAGUGGCAUUAAAAAUCUCUUCCAUUUGUUAAACUCCAUUUAACACUGCUAGCAACAGAAAGGCUCUGAAAAGUUUUCUUUAAAAAAAAAAAAAAGCUUCUCUUUGUUAUCUUAAAUAUGCCUUGCCCAGAAAAUACUUUCUUACUUACAAGUGUGAGACACUAAAGAAACACCCACAAAGGAUGUUUUUUUUAUUAAUAGAUGGAAUUAGUAAUAAAAAGUAUAUAUUUUUUAUAUAUACAAUUCUCUCCUGUGCCCAUUUGAGCAGUGGCUGACCCUUGGCUGUCAGCACUGUGGAGAUAACCACAAACAGCAGGGAUGAGCAUUAAUUAUUGCAGGUUUCUCUGGGUUUGUAGCUCUGUACUUCCUCUUGGUGGGAAUCAUCCAUGUGUUGGUUUUUCUUAUUAUUUUUGUUUGAUUCCCUGGGAUAAAUGGUAGCAUUAGAGACUAUCAUGUUUAAAAAAAAGUAAUUCUCAAGUAUUCAAGAAGAAUCUGGACUUCAAUUGCUACUGAAUUCUAGUUCCUUUGUUGUCCUGAAGAAAAUCCCCUGUUUUAGCUCCUGAAUGGCCUCAAUUCCAUGGAUACCUUCCAUCUCUUGGUGCUGAAUAAUCCAGGAUGGGAUUCUGCACUGGGGGCUGGAGAAAUGGGAGGGACAUUCCCAGUGGAGUAGCAACGGUGCCUUCAGCACACUCAAGAUCUUCUAAGUCUCACAUUUACCUUUUUUUAAGAUGCUUUCAAAUGUUUCUAACUCCUCUCUGUACAUAUUUUAUUGUAUGUGCUUUUAUGAAAGAACAAAAAAAAAAGAAAAAAAAAAAAAACACAAAACACCCCAACAAAAGAAUGGUUGGGGGGAGAAUAAAAGGGUUUGUACUGUACUUUAACUGCAAAUAGCAAACCCGAGGAUAAUGUUUACAUUUAUGUUCUCUGUGGUGCAGUCUCUUGAUCAUUUUAUCCAAACUUCAGCAUUUUCAAGUCUUGCUGCAUCAUGCUCACUGCAGGAAGGGACAGGAGCUGCUCAGUGCCAGCCUGUGGCAGGAUCUUGCCAAGGGAAGAAUUUCCUGAGCUGGGAUUUCUGUGGCACCGGGGUGAGAAUCUCUGCUGAGCUUUUUCUUCAUGAUUGUCUUACGUUGUUUCUGUGGUCCAAAGUGGAAGGGGGGAAAUGGCUUCAUUUCCAAACUCUGCCUGACCUGUUGUCCUCUGGUGGUUUCAAUAAUGUCUCAUCCCUUUUGGAUGCUGCCCUGGGCUGAGUUGAUGAAAUGCAGGUGAGAGCACUUUUCCAGAAAAGAGAAGCAAACUCUUGGGUAACGAUUCAAAUCGCGACGAAAGCGCGUUCAUAGAAAUCAACACUUGGUUUGUACAUUUUGUAAAAUAGAAUAUUGGUUUGAUUUGGUCAAAACCAGAUGGAUUUUGGGAUAUCUUGGAGAAUAUCCAGAGAGCUUUUGGGAUUUCUCUUUCACUUGAAUCUGCAGUAAUUGUUUUAUCACUGUUUUGAAGCUGCUUACGGGUUUCCUAAGUGGAGUAUUCAGUUAUUUGAUAACUGUUACUUUUUGAACUAGAGAAGUGUCAGGCUUUUUGCUUUGGAACUAUUUUAUUUAAACAUGCAAUAAUUGAGAGAAGGAACAGGGUAUGGUGUCUAGAGAAAUGUGUGGAUGAGUGGGGAAUGAGCAGUUCUAGGCACACUGGGGAGUGGAGAAUCAUUUUGCAGAGGUGAAAUGAUUUAUGAGCCUUAUCUAGUAUUUUUUUAAAGAUAAAACUAUAUUCAGCACUUUUUAUUUAUGCUUUUUAUAAUAGUAAAGCUAUUCUUGACUAAACUGCCGAACUUUUAAUUUUCAGAGUGCACAGGUAAUGAAUUCUGUAAUCAAAGUUACUGAACUACUUUAGGUCUGCAUUAGGGGUUGGCUUGGAAUUUCUUCUUUCAAUUCAUGACCAGCUGAGGCUGCUGCAGCUUUGCUUGUGCAGAAUUCCUGCUGGGAAAAGGAAUUUUCUGGGUGGCUGCUGAGCCCAGGCAGAGCUGCAGCCCCAGCUCAGGCAGGGCAGGCACUCAGUGAUUUCAGUCCUGGCUGUUCCUCCAAAAGCUGCCUUGAUUCUCCCUGGCCCAGCUGGGCUGUGUGAAUUCAUCACAAAUUUUAUCUGAGUGUACAAAGUCCCUUUGCAAAGCUUUUAAUCUGCAAACUGCAGGAGAGUGAGGCUGGAGCAGGCCUGGAGUUGUGCAUUUGAGCUGCUCCAGGAGUGGUUUUUUUCUGAGCCAGAAAAAAAGCUGAAAUGCACCUCACUUUGUUGGCAAUAAAACCUCAUUUUUCUGAUGUAGCUUAUUCAGAAUAACUUUGGUUAAACUGUGCUAAAAAUGGGGGUUUGCUGAUUAAGAGUUUUUAAUGAAAGGGUAAGUCACUGGCACCUGCAAAUCCUUUCAUCUACAAAGGGCCAAAAUGGAAGCUGGGAAAUUAAUUUGGUGGGUUUUUUUUUU
Messenger RNA from Catharus ustulatus (Swainson's thrush), 4305 nucleotides. RefSeq names its product NAD kinase (gene NADK). NCBI's taxonomy places the organism in Eukaryota, Metazoa, Chordata, Aves, Passeriformes, Turdidae. Gene Ontology annotation, molecular function: NAD+ kinase activity. The coding region runs from base 110 to 1435 and encodes 441 amino acids. The record is from RefSeq and is a predicted model, not a curated record. Gene Ontology annotation, biological process: NADP+ biosynthetic process; NAD+ metabolic process. The transcript is spliced from 12 exons.